This is a messenger RNA of Musa acuminata subsp. malaccensis (wild Malaysian banana), 1006 nucleotides long. RefSeq names its product B3 domain-containing protein Os04g0386900-like. Gene Ontology annotation, molecular function: DNA binding. The record is from RefSeq and is a predicted model, not a curated record. NCBI's taxonomy places the organism in Eukaryota, Viridiplantae, Streptophyta, Magnoliopsida, Zingiberales, Musaceae.
AUGUGCAGGGGAUACUUAAACUUUUACAAAGACUGCGGUAGCGCGGGUUUCGAGGGCUGUGAAGUUACUGCAGCCGGACAAUACAUCUGGAAUCCGGCGAGAUGGCCGGGAAACGGGGCCGGUCUCUUGAUAGAGGAGGUGGUAGUGGAGUCUUGUUCGGCAAUCUCCGCCUCCGGAGGCCCAAUGUCAGACUCUUCUGUAGUUCUGGCAGCAUGCAGCCUUACAUCUGAAGAAUCAAAUAACCAUCCAGCUGGACACCAUGUAUCGAACUGCAGCACAAAUGGAGAGAAUAAUCAUGAAGAUGAUGUUUCUUCCCCUAAUCCAUCAGAACCUGAUAUAUCUGAUGCAGAAGAAAAAACUGUUCCACUUUCUGGAAAACCCUUCUUUUCAAUCAUUAUGUCAAAGUCUCAAGUCCAGCGCCCAUAUCAACUGGCAAUUCCAAAGAAAUUUUGGCCACAUCUUCCAAACACCUGUGUCCCUUUAACACUUCACUUCAAGAAGAAGAUAUGGGAGAUGAGAUAUUAUGGAGAUCGAGCCCAGAGAAGAUUCGAUGGUGGAUGGAAACAUUUUGUGAAUGAUAACAAUUUGAAGAUUGGAGAUUGCUGCUUCUUUGAACUCAUGGACGAGACCGAUUUUACAUUUCGGGUUCAACUUCUUAGAGGAGAUCUCCCAGCUGAAUGUCUUAAUAACGGUCUAAGUUCCGAUAGACCUAUUUUGAUAGACUAGAAUCCAAAUGCAUCAAUACCUGGUUUCUCUGUAGCAGACAUAUGGUCCCAGAACUCAGUAAAUUCAUGGAAAUCAGGAUCUCUUUCAACAAAUGGGAACCUUGUAAUAUUUUAAUACUAAGGUAGUGAUCAGCUCAUGCAAUGGAAUUUUGAUGGGGAUGUUCUAUGUAUGGUUGUUGUUCUACAUGUUCAAGUGUGUAAUGUGUCUUCAAACUAAGAUGGUGGUCAACUCAUGCAAUGCGAUUCUAAGAGGAAUGGCUUAUGUCUGUUUGUUAUUCUCA